Molecule: messenger RNA, 5289 nt
Organism: Podarcis lilfordi (Lilford's wall lizard)
Lineage: Eukaryota; Metazoa; Chordata; Lepidosauria; Squamata; Lacertidae
Source: the annotation of a GenBank genome assembly
AUGGAAGAGCAGAGACCCAGGAGACCCAUUCAAAGGGAGAGACUGGAGUGCAAAGGAAAGAAACCUCCUGCCGGCCAAGUUGGGAUCAUCAGGGAUCUUCUGCCUCGGGCAGAUUUAUGUCAAAUUAAGCACGAGGCAGAGGAGGGGCAGCCGCAGCAGCAGUCGGAGGCCCAGAAGCAGGAUUUCCUGAAGACGAUGCAGCCCCCUCGUCCAGGGUGGGAAACCCCACAGGCUCCCAGUUCUCCCCACUCCAGGGAUGGUGUCCUCUCUUUCAGGGGAGCUGCGAAUGCCAGUCGGUGGCCCAGUGGGAGAGCAGGGGGAGCAGACCAGACCCUGCUCCCAGACACUGAGGGGCUUCUGGGAAAGGUAAGUACCCUCCUCUCACCUGGGUUUCCAGCACCUGGAGGUCACAGGUCCACUGCCUCUCGACAUGGAGGUUCUGUCUAGCUAUUGUGGUGAAUAAUCCUCCUCCCUGCACUUUCUCUCUAAUCCACUUUAAAAAGGUUUGCUAGACCAAACUUUCUUAUACAUGGGAGGUUUGCAAUCAUAUCUCCUUCUGUUCUUACUUUACCUAAACAGCUGCAGGUGGCUCUGAAUUUCAUCAGAGCAUGAGCUGUGUGAGAAGAGGUGACCUUCCACCAACCCCCAUUUUCCUCCUCUAAAUUGCCUCCAUUUGCAAAAUGCUCUUUUCUCCCCACUGUGGAAAAAUCUUGGCACGUCUCGCAGCCUCAGAAAUCCAAUAAAUUCCUCAGAAAUCCCAUGUGUAGUCGCAUUAAAGAUGACUGGCCUACAUUGCAAGAUUGUUGCAAGAUUUAUUAGGAUAAUGGCCAGGUUCAGAUGACUAAAUCACAGCCUGAAAAGCUGCGUUAAAAAUAGGCACAGUUUUUAAUGCAUUGCUGCAGCAAAGUUACGCUGAAGCCUAAGUUGACCCAAGUUUAAAACAAAAAACUCUAGCCCCCACCACCACAGUCUCCUGGCCCCCACAACCAGAAUACAUCACUCCAGGGAGGACUCCCACCCAACCUUAAGUGAGAGAGGGCAAAAGAAAAGGACUCUAAAUGGGUAGUUGCACGAAUUUACGAGCUGUGGUCCUGCACUGACAGCAAGGCUUAACAAACAGGGGAGCUGGGAAUGUGCUUGUCCCAUCUCUCCCUGCAUCUGCUCCUGACCUAAUUGUCCCAGUUACCUCAUGAUUGGGCCGGUCCUGAGGGUGAACUGUGAUGAAACCAGGCAGUCUCUUAUGAGCCAUAACUAACAAACUUUCCAUUUUGCCCAAACCAGGAAACUACGGCUGCCAGCUUUGGAAUAAGCUGGGAUAUUAAGCUAACUUCAAACUGUACUUGGUAAAAACAGGAAAUUCUGGUUGAUCAGUGUUUUCGUGAUUUGACUGUUCCCACUAAUAGCAGUAAAAAUAGGAAGCCCUGUUGCAUUUGAAGGGGUUGUUUGGACAGAGUCUCUGAUCAGCAUGCCUAGCAGGACAGGCUUAAAAAGGUAAAGGACCCCUGACCAUUAGGUCCAGUCGUGACCGACUCUGGGGUUGCAGCGCUCAUCUCACUUUACUGGCGAGGGAGCCAGCGUACACCUUCCGGCCACAUGACUAAGCCACUUCUUGCGAAGGAGAGCAGCGCACGGAAACGCCGUUUACCUUCCUACCGGAGCGGUACCUAUUUAUCUGCUUGCACUUUGACGUGCUUUCGAACUGCUAGGUUGGCAGGAGCAGGGACCGAGCAACGGGAGGUGACCCCGUUGUGGGGAAUCGAAGCACCGACCUUCUGAUCGGCAAGUCCUAGGCUCUAUGGUUUAACCCACAGCACCACCGGCGUCCCGGGACAUCCUGUCCCAGGACAGGAAACAAUUAUUAUUAUUAUUGUUAUUAUUAUUGUUAUUAUUAUUACUUGCAUCCUGCCUAUCUUACUGGGUUGCCUCUGCCCAUCUGGGUAGCUUCCAACAAAAUAAAAACCAUCAAAAAUUUCCUUGUAAAAGGCUGCCUUCGGAAGUCUUCCAUUUUGUAGAAAUGGCCUUCAGUUUUAAAGAAUUGCCCUCUUUAAGGGAUCACUUGGUGUAAACAACUCUUGAGAUCUACUCUCAGGAAGGGAGGUGGGACAGGCAGGUGAAAGGAAUUGCCAAAACUGUUUGAAAAUGGGUGGGGGCUCUUGGGAAGUGGGUGCCCAAUUGGGGCUUCUUCAGGGGCAGCAGAAUGUCUUGGGCAGGAGAAUCCCGGCAGGGGCUCUCAGACUCCCUUGCCUUCUUCUUCCCUCCCUCCCAGGAAGCUGCAACUUGCUCUGGAUUCUGCGCUCCUCAGGAAGCUGAACCUGCAAACCUAGCUGUGACUGAACCUGCAACCCUGGCCAGGAUGGAAGGAGGAAGAUGGACGGGUGACCUGGUCAGGCCCUCUCCCGCAUCCCUCCCCACAACCUCUGAGCAUUCCCUCCCAGGACCCUUGGAGAAAUCUGGUGAGUUCCAGGGGAGAGGAGAUGGGGACAGGGAUAGAUGGAAGGUGGAGGGAGAAAGAGGAAAAGAUGGAGAGGAGACAAAUGGAAGGAAGUUCCUGACAGAAAGAAGGAAGGGGUGAGGCCUUCUCCAAAGCAGCUCUUUGUUUCUUGAAUCCUUUUCCUAAAGUAGUGGGGGCAGAUUUUCUUCCUCCAGGCUUUGAAAUCUUAGAUGUUAUUUCCACGGCGGGAAUAAUUGAUGAUAAUGAUGUUGAACACCAAUCCUGAAAAAUGGGUGAAGGGGAAUGGAAAUGCUUCCCAUAACUAUUUAUAAUUAAUGUAUUUAAAUUGUUUCUAUUACUCUUAUUUUUUAUAGACAGCGUAAGAAUGAUACAUUCUACCAGCAUUAAAACACAAUAGAUGCAUGCACCUCCCCAGUUUGGUGGGCUUAAGGGACAAAGGACCCAUUAUCAUGAUACACAAUUCCUGUUGGCUGGAGGCUCUACACUUAGGAUUCGGUAUAUUAAGUCCAAGAGUGUCUGGAAUAAACUUGCCAAUCUUACAGACUGGGGUUGUUUGUGAGAGUGAGUGAGCGGGAUAAUAAUUUAUAGUGCCCCUGUGUAAUGGCUUGGUUCUCCCGCACCGACGCGAGAAAACUCCAGUAGUAAUUAUCUCAGGUUUAUUGCUCAAACUUAUAAAUCACUGUGGAGCUCAGUCUUCGGCCUGUUCAUCCCAGCUUGCAGUUACCGAGUACUCCAGCAAAGAAGCCCCCGCUUUUGCUUUCUUUCCCCCUCUUCUCGCAGAUUCUCACGAGCCUACGAUUUUUGGGACAGGCUAUUUCUGGGGUCUCUGUGUUAGAGCUCAAACUGGAGCUAACGGUCUGUGCCCCCACCCCCCCGGCACUCCCUCUUCCUGCUCUUUCUUCUUUCCUCCUGCUGCAGCUUGGCUGCUCCUCUCCUGCUUCACAUUCCAACUGAAUCACAUCUCUUGCGUUCUCAGGCUCUGUCAGCGGAGGCACGAGAGGCUUGAGAUUCACAGAGCUGACACCCUGUAAUUUUGUCCGUUCCUAAGCUUCCAUGGAGACACUGUGGUACAACCUUGGUGCAAAUUUCAAAAUAAGUACACAAAGUCAACAAAGAGACUCAGAGGUGGCACCAGCUUUCCUGGUCAAGAGUCCACUUUGUCAGACUGCAGCCCACAAAAGCUUAGGCCAUAAUACAUUUAUCAGCUUUUAAGGGCUGCAAAGAUGAAAAAACAGAGGCAUAGUUCAUCUAUGGAAUCCAUCCUACAGGAGACAGUGACGGCCAGCAACAUGGAUAGCUUGUAAGACUGAUGUCUCUGCUCUGCCCUAGUGGUCUAGGCAAUAAUGCUUCUUGAUACUAGUUUCUGGAAAGCACACGAAGGCAGAGAAGACUCUUGUGCUCCAAUCCUGCUUGACGGUUUCCCACAGGCAUCUGGUUGGCCUCUGUGAGAAGAGGAUGCUGGACUAGGUGGGCCUUUGCCUGAUCUAGAAGGCUCUUCUUAGGUUCCAAUGUAUUGCAAUGUUUUUACAGUUACAUGUAGCCCUUAAGUUUUAUUUAUUUCACAAGGGAGAUACUGUUACUUGAGCCUGAGAUCAUUUCUUCACUUCAGAAAGACAAAAUAGAUGUGUCUAAUAAGCCAAUUCCACCAUAGAUCUGUAUUAUAAAAUGAUGCUGAUGUAUUAAGUUUGAAUGGAGUGGUCACGUGUUGCUCUUGCCACUAUCUCAUCAGCUUUCGGAAAAUUUGGAACCUAGAGAGGAUAGUGGAGAAUGAAGGUGUUACAAUGAGAGAAGGUGCAGAUUGGGAUUGACAUGUGUUCAGUUCCCUUUUUGUCUUUAUUGAAAGUCUAACAGGAUUCUCUUUCCUCCCAGACUCCCAAACAGGUGAGGAAGAUGAAGGUCAGAAUUCUAUGGAGCCACAUGUGAAUUUAUGGGGGAAAACAAAGAAAUUGAGGAUACAACAAGAAACUCACAAAGGAGAAAAACGAUUUGAAUGUUUUGAAUGUGGAAAGAGCUUCAGUGAAAGUCAAACACUUAGAAUACACCAACGAACUCACACAGGGGAGAAACCAUUUAGAUGUAUUGAAUGUGGAAAGAGCUUCAGUACAAGUGGGAAACUUAGAGUACACCAACGAACUCACACAGGGGAGAAACCAUUUAGAUGUAUUGAAUGUGGAAAGAGCUUCAGUCGAAAUGAUACACUUAGAAUACACCAACGAACUCAUACAAGGGAAAAACCAUUUAAAUGUAUUGAAUGUGGAAAGAGCUUCAGUACAAGUGGGAAACUUAGAAUACACCAACGAACUCACACAGGGGAGAAACUAUUUCAAUGUAUGGAAUGUGGAAAGAGCUUCAGUGAUAGGGGAUCACUUAGAAUACACCAACGAACUCACACAGGGGAGAAACCAUUUAAAUGUACUGUAUGUGGAAAGAGCUUCAGUGAUAGUGGAUCACUUCGAAUACACCAACGAACUCACACAGGGGAGAAACCAUUUAAAUGUAUUGAAUGUGGAAAGAGCUUCAGUGAUAGUGGAUCACUUAGAAUACACCAACGAACUCACACAGGGGAGAAGCCAUUUAAAUGUAUUGAAUGUGGAAAGAGCUUCAGUACAAGUGGGAAACUUAGAAGACACCAACAAAGUCACACGGAGGAGAAACCAUUUCAAUGUAUGGAAUGUGAAAAGAGCUUCAGUGAUAGGGGAUCACUUAGAAUACACCAACGAACUCAUACAGGGGAGAAACCAUUUAAAUGUAUUGAAUGUGGAAAGAACUUCAGUGAAAGUAGAGCACUUAGAAGACAUCAACGAACUCACACAGGGGGGAAAUCACAGAUAUUUUAA